AUGUAUUAUAAUCGGUACAACAACAUGAGUGAAAAUGAAAAAGAUCGUAUGUGUAACGGAGAGAAUUUGCGACAAACAUUAAAACAACUAGCCACUGCAGAACAACGAAAUAAUGAAGCAUCACUGAAACGUCACCUCACAAACAGCAGUGAAAUUAUAACAACAAAUGAUGACGGUGAGAUAGAAGGUGACAUGGAUGGAUUUCAAAUAAACACUUAUAAUAGAAAUAAUAAGAGAAUGAAUAGAAAUAACAAUGACAGCAACAAUGAUAAAGAUGAACGAUAUUCAGCAACGAGAACAUAUACGAAUCCAAAUGUAAAGGAUAAUAGAAAUAAACAACAACAACGUAAUGAAAAUAACCUGAACAACACUUCUGAUCAACAAUAUCAGAUUCCAAAUACAACGACAAAUCAAAAUGGAAUUCGAAUCUCAAAACAUGCUAUUGACUAUGCUACUGAAUAUCAUUAUACACCAUUUAAAAUUCAAUGUGAACCUAAACUAAAGAAUCAGAAAAAUGCCGCAAAACUUGUAUGUGAAAUUCUUAAUUAUGUUAAAAGCGAUUUUACUAAACUAAAUCCUGUUUAUUCAAAACCUCUGCUAUUUGACAUGUGGUGGAUAGAUGGAAGUGGAUAUCUUCAAAUGAUAAUUAAAUCAAUAGAAUUGUAUGUUUUUCUAUGUAAUAAAGAACGAUAUCCACAAGAAUUAAUGAACAUGAAACUAACAGCCCAUCCACCUCAACAUCUUCCGCCUCAACUUACAGCAAUAAUAAAAUGGCUGAAAAAUUCAGUCACGUUAGAAGAUCUAAAUGAGGAAUUGAAAAUAAAAUAUAAGUCUAUCUUUAAUACUGAAGAAAUGAUGGGAACGGCAAAUGACAGAAACCGACACGUUCGUAUAGAAAUGUGUGACAGAAAUGAAUUCAUUUCAUUAGUUAACGGUGGGAUAAUCAAUGUUUAUGGUCAAAUAUAUAAUGUCGAUGAAUAUCUACCGGCACCAAAAAUUCUCAUCUGCUCAAAAUGCAAUCUUCCUGGACAUACAAAAAAGUCAUGUGAAUCUAGAUGUGAAAUAUGUCGGCGUUGUGGCGGUGAUAGAAAAAAUAGAGAAGAACAUUUGGAGUGUACAAUCAAAAUUGUGACGGUGAUCAUAUUUCGACCGAUUAUAAGUGUCCAAUAA
Didymodactylos carnosus is the source of this 1170-nucleotide messenger RNA. Lineage: Eukaryota; Metazoa; Rotifera; Eurotatoria; Philodinida; Philodinidae. The record is from the annotation of a GenBank genome assembly.